AUGGCUCCCAUUACGGGCCCCCUCCACCGCAUUCGUGCUGGUUCGACGGCGUUACCAAAGUGGGGCCCCCGGGAACCAAGGAAGCGGCCCCCCGGCCCCCCGGAGGUCAUGUGGGGGGCUGAUAGUGGCUCUAGGCCAAAUGGUUGCCUUCAGGAAGGCCCCCGAACCCCAAGGCCCUCGCCAGGCCCCCUGCAGUGCUGGUCCGAAAAAGCACAAAAAAGAAACGCGGGCCAGGACCACAAUCAUUCUUCUGCACCGAGGGUACAACCCCACCAGCCCCCUCCACACCCUGCGCCAGCUGGACAGUGUCCGCCACGCCACGAGUCCGCUUUCUUCAAGUGGGCCCGUAUACUGGCCCUGGGGGUGGUGCCCAAAAACGGGUUUCAAAACCUCGCCACGUGGUGUAAGAGGCCUGUUGGGAUCCCGGGGCAGAGCCCCAACAUUCCCCCGCGGGGCCCCUUAUCGCGUUACCAGUGCGGGGCCCUUCUCUUCCGGGCUCCACCCUGGGCGAUGCCAGCUUUUCAAUUGGGCAAAAAUGCCCCCAGGCCACCUUCCCCUCGUACUCAGCUGGUCCCUCACAGAAGUCUGGAGGCGAGGGGCGAGGGUGGAGAACGCGUGCCGUGA
Messenger RNA from Penaeus monodon (black tiger shrimp), 624 nucleotides. RefSeq names its product WAS/WASL-interacting protein family member 1-like. Bases 1 to 624 code for a protein of 207 amino acids. Lineage: Eukaryota; Metazoa; Arthropoda; Malacostraca; Decapoda; Penaeidae. The record is from RefSeq and is a predicted model, not a curated record. The transcript has 3 exons.